Messenger RNA from Styela clava, 658 nucleotides. RefSeq lists its product as uncharacterized. NCBI's taxonomy places the organism in Eukaryota, Metazoa, Chordata, Ascidiacea, Stolidobranchia, Styelidae. The record is from RefSeq and is a predicted model, not a curated record.
AGUGAUGCGAUACCCAUAACAGUAAAAGCUUCCUGUACUCUUGUCCUGUGUUACUGAAGAAAAUUGUGCUAAUGAAACAAGGCUGGACAAAAGUUUUGGCGACAUAUCAGUGCGCUGAAGAAAUUCAUUUAAACAACGAUAGAAAAUUUCAAGAAAGUCUUAAAGAAAAGCGAAAUACUUCAAAGCCAAAAAUGUUAAGAAUCGCAGAUCCCAGAGAUCUGGCAGACAACAGAAGGCGACGGAAAGAAAUUGCAACAAGAACGUCCAUCAAAGUAUCUGAUCCUCGAGACAAUAAAGCUUUCCACAAUUCUAGUCGUACAUCUUCAAAAUUGCCGAAAACCACUUCACCAAAGUUUGAGUCAACAGCUACCGGGUGCUCUUUGCCUCCACCUGAUACAAAAAGAAGUUUCAAUGUGCAAUCUAGAAAGAGAGCCAUAACUUUCUCAGAAUAUGUCGUGGUUCAUAGAUAUUAAAAUUCUCAGUUUGUGAAAGAAAAUUCGUUAUGCAAAAAUGAUUUCAUCAAUUGAACUUUUAUUUUACAAUAACUCAUCAUCAUUAUUAUCAUUUUUGCAGUAAGUUGGGGAAAACACCCGAAUGACCUUUAUAUAUUCAUUUAUUGCAAUUUGUUUCUUUAUUCCACCUAGCUCAGGGGCUGUCU